AUGAUUCACGAUGCCGGUCUGGAUUACUACGGCCGGAGACUUGCAACAUGUUCAUCCGAUAAGACGAUUAAGAUAUUCGAAAUUGAGGGGGAAUCACAUCGAUUGGUCGAGACCCUGAAGGGACAUGAAGGCGCAGUAUGGUGUGUCGCAUGGGCGCAUCCCAAGUUCGGUACCAUCCUGGCUUCUUCCUCCUACGAUGGCAAGGUGCUGGUCUGGCGCGAACAGCCUCUGAGCACAACUUCCCCCGCAAGCAGCUCCUCAUGGAGCAAGGUCUUCGACUUCUCCCUACACACAGCCUCCGUCAACAUGGUCUCGUGGGCACCACAUGAAAGCGGAUGUCUUCUCGCCUGUGCUUCCUCCGACGGCCAUGUCAGCGUGCUCGAGUUCCGUGACAACAGCUGGACCCAUCAGAUCUUCCACGCUCACGGGAUGGGCGUGAACGCAGUUAGCUGGGCUCCUGCGGCUUCCCCCGGCAGUCUGAUCAGUGCCAACCCUGGUCCUGGCCAGCAGAGGAGGUUCGUCACUGGUGGCAGUGACAACCUGGUCAAGAUCUGGGAUUUCAACGCCGAAUCGAAGUCAUACACUUUGACGCAGACCCUGGAAGGUCACACUGAUUGGGUCCGUGACGUCGCCUGGUCCCCAAGUAUUCUCUCCAAGUCAUACAUCGCCUCCGCCUCACAAGACAAGACCGUCCGGAUAUGGACGGCUGACGCCUCUAACCCCACUCAGUGGACCAGCACCGUGCUCGAGUUCGACACCGUUUUAUGGAGAGUCAGCUGGAGCUUGAGCGGUAACAUCCUGGCCGUCAGCGGCGGCGACAACAAGGUCAGCUUGUGGAAGGAGAACCUGAAGGGCCAGUGGGAAAAGGUCAAGGAUAUCGAGGAGUAA
Paecilomyces variotii is the source of this 888-nucleotide messenger RNA. RefSeq names its product putative nuclear pore complex subunit. NCBI's taxonomy places the organism in Eukaryota, Fungi, Ascomycota, Eurotiomycetes, Eurotiales, Thermoascaceae. The transcript has 5 exons. The record is from RefSeq and is a predicted model, not a curated record. Gene Ontology annotation, cellular component: COPII vesicle coat; nuclear pore outer ring. Gene Ontology annotation, molecular function: protein binding; structural molecule activity. The coding region runs from base 1 to 888 and encodes 295 amino acids. Gene Ontology annotation, biological process: protein import into nucleus; positive regulation of TOR signaling; COPII-coated vesicle budding.